AAUCCCACAAUACCAGGCGGGCUGGGCGAGCGAGUGGCGCUCCCGCUGUCUCUUUAAUGCAAGAGGAAGCGAUGAGGAGGGGUGGAAAAUGGCAGAGCUGCAGAUGUUACUAGAAGAGGAAAUCCCUACUGGCAAGCGGGCUUUGCUCGAGAGCUACCAGAACCUCACCAGGGUCGCCGACUACUGCGAGAACAACUACAUCCAGGCUCCAGACAAAAGGAAAGCAUUAGAAGAGACCAAAGCAUACACAACUCAGUCUUUAGCCAGUGUUGCUUAUCAGAUCAAUGCACUGGCAAAUAAUGUGCUCCAACUACUGGACAUCCAAGCAUCACAGCUCCGGAGAAUGGAGUCCUCAAUCAACCAUAUUUCCCAGACGGUGGACAUACACAAAGAGAAAGUGGCCCGUAGAGAGAUCGGAAUUUUGACAACCAAUAAGAACACAUCCAGAACUCAUAAAAUCAUUGCGCCAGCAAACAUGGAGCGUCCUGUAAGGUAUAUUCGAAAACCUAUAGACUACACAGUGUUGGAUGACGUGGGCCAUGGCGUAAAGUGGCUAAAAGCCAAGCAUGGAAACAAUCAGCCUGCAAGAACUGGCACUUUGUCAAGAACAAACCCGCCUACACAAAAACCACCAAGUCCUCCUAUGUCAGGCCGGGGAACUCUGGGACGGAACACUCCUUACAAGACGCUGGAGCCAGUUAAGCCGCCAACAGUCCCGAACGAUUAUAUGACUAGUCCUGCAAGACUUGGAAGUCAGCACAGCCCAGGAAGAACAGCAUCCUUGAAUCAGAGGCCCAGAACACACAGUGGCAGUAGUGGAGGAAGCGGCAGUCGAGAAAACAGUGGAAGCAGCAGUAUUGGCAUUCCCAUUGCCGUGCCUACACCUUCACCACCAACCAUUGGGCAAGCACAAAUAUUUGUUCCUCCUCCUCCUGAAGCACCGCCAGCACCUCCAAUGCCCCUGCCUCUCGUGAUUGGCAGUAUGAUAGCUGCUCCUGGGUCAGCCCCUGGGUCCCAGUAUGGCACAAUGACCAGGCAGAUUUCCCGGCACAACUCUACCACUUCUUCGGCCUCCUCUGGUGGAUUCAGGCGGAAUCCUUCUGUGACCGCUCCAUUUUCGGCUCAACCUCAUGUGAACGGCGGGCCCCUUUAUUCUCAAAACUCAAUUUCUAUUGCUCCGCCCCCUCCCCCUAUGCCUCAGUUGACUCCACAGAUACCUCUCACAGGCUUCGUGGCCAGGGUUCAGGAAAACAUUGCUGAUAGUCCAACUCCGCCGCCGCCGCCACCUCCUGACGAGAUGCCUAUGUUUGAUGACUCGCCGCCACCGCCCCCUCCGCCCCCAGUGGAUUAUGAAGAUGAGGAGGCUGCAGUCGUGCAGUAUAAUGAUCCGUAUGCAGAUGGGGAUCCCGCUUGGGCUCCUAAAAACUAUAUUGAGAAAGUUGUUGCCAUAUAUGACUACACAAAGGACAAAGAUGAUGAGCUGUCAUUCAUGGAGGGUGCAAUCAUUUAUGUUAUAAAGAAGAAUGACGAUGGGUGGUAUGAAGGAGUCUGUAACAGAGUGACUGGCCUGUUUCCUGGAAACUAUGUUGAAUCAAUCAUGCACUAUGCAGAUUAAAGUUCUCUCUUCAGGUCGGGUAUUGUAUUCAAUCAUGCCAUAAUUACUUACAAAGGGUAACUAAACGGUUAAGUUGUCUUAAUGCUCUUUUAAAAAAAGGUGUGCCCAUCCUUUCAGGCCAUACUGUUUAAAUGGUAUGAUUGAAUGUUCAUCUGUAAGCAUUUGUCUCUGCAGAGUUUGUAAAACAAGCAACUGUUUAUUACUGAUUAUGCUUAUUUACUUACGCAUUGUUGAUUUUUAUGACCAGCCUAAAUAUUCUGGGGAAGUAGGGUAUAUAAUAUUUAAUGACUCAUGAUUCAAAUUGUGCCAUUUCUUUUUUUUUUCCAGUGCAGCAUGGUAAACUAACAACGAUGUUAGACUAACAUUAAAAAUCUGGUUGAAAAGUUUAAUAGUGCUGGUCAUUUACCUUUGUUUAGACUCUUGCUCAUCCUCAACCUAUAGUAUUUGUUUAAAAGCAUGCAUACAAAAUUAUGUAUUGAAUUAUACUUUUUCAAAAAUCCAAGAUGCUUCCAAUUUGUUGUAAUCUUUUACCUGGAGUUCUUAGUCUACUCCAGAGAGUCAUUUGAGUCUCUAAGGUGUCCAUGUGAAUCAAAGAUGGGUGGUCUUAUGAUGUAUGUGUAAUUUGUACCUGAGUUUUUUUAAUGAGUAAAUUUGCAUUGACUUUUCCAUUCAUAAAUACAUAAGUGAACCAAAGGUCUUGUCCAUUACUUUGUUGACUUACCUUGGCAAAGCAAUAUUAGUGUUGACUUGAUAUCCCAUGACCAGGAAAACUAAAUUCGUGCAAGUUCACCAUGACUUUAAUGACCCACACAACUGUUUGGUUGCAUUUAUCGUUACAGGAACUGGCUGAACAUUGCUACCUUUGACUCACCACCAUAUUAAACUGCAGAAGAGCACAGUGGUAGAGUUAGUAGUGGAAACAACCUUAUGGGGUGGGCAUGUUUUGUAGAGGGGAGCAGUCCUAGGCCAGUGCAGUUGCACUUGGCAUCUUUGACAGACAUGAUCUGGAGGCCACUAUAGCACAUGAGGAGGGAUUCUUUCCUCUACUGUAAGAUGCGAUUGGAGCUGAACAAGCAAGAGAUGCAAGGCUGAUGCCUCUUUCUCUCUCUCCUGCCCAAAUGCUUCCUAAGCAGUGUGCAUCUAUGUAGCGGGAGCACCAAAACUACAACUCCAAGGGUUAGUUGUGGAUCCUUCCAGUUCUUGAAAAUAGCCCCUUGCUCUCGUAGCGUUUCAUGCACAGAGACCUGCAGCACAAAAUGCUUGUCCGUCAGAGGCGGUGACCCAUGAAAUAACAUUAGCAACCUCGGUCAUGAAGUAAUAUACUUUGGAAUACAAGCCUUUUAAGAUUAGCUACACAUUCAACAGCUUGCAGAAUGUGAGAGAACAAUCACAAACGACUAUUUAACAAGUCACUUAAAUGCCUUGUCUGCUUAAGACUAUGAAGAUCUUGUGUCCUGCUGAACAUAAAGUUGCCUGUUUGAAAAGCCUUGCUACUGAUUUGUCCACAGCACUGUAUUUCAAAAGCAUACUAAUACAGACUCUGUGGACAGCCUAAAAGGAGGCCAGAGUUGUGUGAGAGAUAAUGCUGGGUCCAGGCCUCCUACAGGAAAGGCCCCCCCCCACUCCUGCAAGCUUACAUAAGGGAACACACAAGCCUAUUUUUCUCUUAUUCUUAGGAAACAACACAUGCACUUUGACACAUCUCCCAUUGAGCACAAGGUCAGGUGACAUGUCUGGUCUCAGCUUGUGUAAAAUUUGUAUUACGUAGAUUAUCAAAAGGCAGAACAAUUUAGUAAGGGAUUGCUGUAUGUAGUGAAGAUUUAUUUUGGAACUUAAGCACUGGCCUUCUGGGUAUUAAACACUUACAUGGUGAAAAAUCAGGUGCAUUGGAAUUGUAAUAGAUUGGUUACAGUUAUCACUUGUUUUCUAGUGUGACAUUAAAUACUGAAACAUUCCCUUGCCUUCUUACCUUAAAUGAACAUAAUUUUAUUAAAUGCUUUCUUGCCUUUUCCUAUUUGUUCAUUUGUAAUUUCUGAAAUCAUUAGCAACUAGAAAAACCUAUAUGUAUUUCAUUUAUAAAUUGGAACAGCUUCUCUUAAUUUGUAUAUAACCUGUUUAAUUACAAAAUUUAUGUACAGUCUUUUAUAAUAAACCAUUCUCCUAUAA
This is a messenger RNA of Eublepharis macularius, 3781 nucleotides long. RefSeq names its product abl interactor 1 (gene ABI1). Gene Ontology annotation, molecular function: SH3 domain binding; cadherin binding. Gene Ontology annotation, cellular component: intracellular anatomical structure; lamellipodium. The transcript has 12 exons. NCBI's taxonomy places the organism in Eukaryota, Metazoa, Chordata, Lepidosauria, Squamata, Eublepharidae. The record is from RefSeq and is a predicted model, not a curated record. Bases 89 to 1615 code for a protein of 508 amino acids.